Molecule: messenger RNA, 664 nt
Organism: Erinaceus europaeus (western European hedgehog)
Lineage: Eukaryota; Metazoa; Chordata; Mammalia; Eulipotyphla; Erinaceidae
Gene: NSG1
Product: neuronal vesicle trafficking associated 1
Exons: 5
Coding region: 81-641 (186 amino acids)
Biological process (GO): endosomal transport; clathrin coat assembly; G protein-coupled dopamine receptor signaling pathway
Cellular component (GO): endosome; membrane
Molecular function (GO): clathrin light chain binding
Source: RefSeq, a predicted model, not a curated record
CGCCGCCGCCGCCAUUCGGCGAGCGGAGCCAGAGCAGCAGCGCGCAGCGGCCAGGGCUGCAGCUGUGGCCCCCCGGAACCAUGGUGAAGUUGGGGAACAGCUUCGCGGAGAAGGCUUGCAAGCAGCCGCUGCUGGAGGAUGGCUUCGACACCAUCCCGCUGAUGGCGCCCCUGGAUGUCAACCAGCUGCAGUUCCCGCCCCCCGAUAAGGUCGUGGUGAAGACCAAGACCGAGUACGAGCCUGAGGGGGCGAAGGGCCGGGUGAGGCCAUCUAAGAUCCCCGAGUUCACAGUCAGCAGCAGCGAGGGCAUCUCAGAGCGAUUCAAGGUGCUGGUGCUGGUGCUGUUUGCCCUGGCUUUCCUCACCUGCGUCGUCUUCCUGGUUGUCUAUAAGGUGUACAAGUACGACCGUGCCUGCCCCGACGGCUUCGUGCUCAAGAGCUCCCAGUGCGUCCCCCAGGGCCUGGGCACCUACUACACCGAGCCGCUGGCGCAGGGCGCACGGGGGAGGCUGCUGGCCGCGGGGACCCCCCGCCUGGACUCGCCCGGCACCCCCCGCGGCUCCCCCUGGAUGGCCGUGCUGUCGGAGGAGAAGCUAUCUGAGCAGGAGACCCAGGCUGCCGCUGCCGAGAGGGCUGCCUAGGAGGCACGGACUCGGGGGGGGGG